Messenger RNA from Myiozetetes cayanensis, 1980 nucleotides. RefSeq names its product cytohesin 1 interacting protein (gene CYTIP). Gene Ontology annotation, cellular component: cell cortex. The coding region runs from base 538 to 1572 and encodes 344 amino acids. Gene Ontology annotation, molecular function: protein binding. NCBI's taxonomy places the organism in Eukaryota, Metazoa, Chordata, Aves, Passeriformes, Tyrannidae. Gene Ontology annotation, biological process: regulation of cell adhesion. The transcript is spliced from 9 exons. The record is from RefSeq and is a predicted model, not a curated record.
UGUGCCCUGCCAACUGCAUCCCGGCUCGGUUGGAGCAGAACACCAUGGGCUGUCACCUGGGGAGAGGUGUUCAUGAGAAAUCGUUUGGUGGAGGGUUUGGAGUAAUUCCUCAUUUUUUGUUAGGUAAACCGACUCCCCAGGAGCCACUGGUGCACAGCUGGUAGCACAGGAGAGGAGCCAGCUCCCGAGUCCCUGAGGGUUUGUGUCCUGCAGGAUGACUCCUCUCUCCUUCCUUCUGCCCUGGUAAGAUGAGUCACUGGGUUUCAGGAACGUCAGAGAGGGCUGCCGGAGGAACCGAAAUGUGCUUUGUUUGUUACCAAAGCACUCACCGGGGUGACCGUGAGCAGGAAAAGGGGAAGCGGCUUUGAGUCACCCGCUCCCCGCAUUGCUCAGCGUGCAAGUGAGGAGAUGCCCCUCUGGGCCACAGCUACUUCUCUCUCACGAAACAGGAGAGAGCUUUUCCCCUCUCCUGCAGUGCUUUUUAAACAUCUCUUUUCUGCACCUUAAUCCAGAGGGGUUCUCCCCAAGGAACUGGAGAUGAAGGACAGACGUCUAAAUUCGUUGCUGCAGAGCUGCUGUGCUGUGCAACACUUCCCUGUCCCCAUCGAGGCACAGGGACUGCAGGAUUCCUCUACACAUCGGCCACCAAUUCUCCUCCAGCUUGCCUUAGCCAGAUCCAGCUCCUCGGGUGACUCCUCCAAACCACAAAGACACCUGAUUGCUAUAUUGAAAGAAGAUAAAGAGACCUUUGGGUUUGAAAUCCAGACUGUUAGGUUUCCAAACCAAAACGAUUUCUCCCUGGAGGUGUGCACUUGCAUCUGCAAAGUUCAAGAGGAAAGUCCUGCCCAUCUCUCUGGCCUACAGACUGGCGACAUCCUCGUCAGCAUCAACGGCGUGAACACUGAGGGGUUUGGUCACAAGCAGAUAGUGGACUUGAUAAAGUCUUCAGGGAACUACUUGAGGUUAGAGACGGUCAAUGGGGCCUUGUUCCUGCGGAAAAUGGAGCUGGAGGCCAAGCUGCAGGUACUCAAGCAAGCGCUGCAUCAGCGGUGGGGGGAGCUGCGGGCGCUGCUGGCCCGGGAGCGGCACUUGCUGCACGGCAAGGCGAACCACAACGCUCUGCUGGGCGCACUGGACCUGGAGGAGCCCAGCUCCUGUGGUGGCUGCAGCUCGCCAGGACCCCUCUUCCUGACCAAGCCCCGCUUCUCCAGCGAGAGCAGCUCCCGCAGCCGGCUGAGCUCGAUGACGGUGGGCAGCGAGGACAGCUUCUUCCAGGGCAGCGCCUUCGAGGACUCGGCUGCAGAGAGCCUGAGCCGCCAGUCCAGCAUGGAUGAUGACUGUGUGUUCCCCAGGGACGGGGACGGUGCUGCCGGGAGGUGCUCCCUGCGCAGGAACCGCAGCAUCAGCCUGGCCAGCAGCGGCUCCAUGUCCCCGCUCUGGGAGAGCAGCAGCUACUCCAGCAGUUUUGGGACCCUCCCACGGAAAAGCAGGAGAGCCAGUGUCCGGAAGCACCUUUUGAAAUUCAUUCCAGGGUUUCACCGGGAGGUGGAAGAGGAAGAAAGUCGGGUCUAAUGUCGCACGUGUCACCCUGGAUGUCUGGGCUCUGCACGUGGGACCGAGGCAGCCCCUCACCCUGAGCACUCCGUGGGUGAAGGGUGGUGGCACGGCAGGGCACUCAUCCAGAUAACAGCACUGAUGAGAUUUACGCAGCUCUGGGGUUUAAUUAUUUUCAUUUUUUAAUCAGAGCAUGCUGUGGACCUCUUCAUUAACGUGAGAAAUGUGAAGAACCUUUGCAGAACUUCCUCAGCGAACUUUAGUGUUAAUAGCAGUUUUUAAUUGAAUGCAAAAUUGAUAGCUAUUUAUUUCCUGUUACUGGAGUCAGUGUUUUCCAAAGGUCUUUAAUAAAGCAAGUGCUUCUACUAGAGCCAGUGACAGAGUCCUGUUGGGAAGAGGAGGGAGCCCUGAGCAGGCAGAGAGACC